GUUAUUGUAUUCCAAUAUCUCACAAACCAAUGAACACGAAAUGUUAUACAAAUACUUUUUUCUAUCAUUGACUUUGGCAUUAUUAGCCAUCAAUGCAGAACCAACUGAAUCCACGGCCGAAACUACUACAGAAUCGUCCAAUCAUUUAUUCAUUGAAAAAAUUGAGAAUGCUCUUAAUAGAGCAAAGAAUCUUCUAAACUCGCAGGACAUCAAUCCACAUAUUGCGAAAAAAAUUAAAGAUUUAAUCGAAGAAAUUGAACAAUAUGAAGAAAAAUACCUGAAAUCCCAUGAUAAUGAGUCUAUAAAAACACACAUUAAUGCUAAAAUUAAAGAGUUAAUGAAAAAUUUAAAUAAAUAUCCAUUACCGACUUCAUCGAAGCCCAAAACAACAACUACGGAAAAACCGACCAAAUCAACAUCCACAUCAACGGAAAAACCAACCAAACCAACGUCAGCAACUACGGAAAAACCGACCAAACCAACGAGUACAACGACGAAAGAACCGACCAAAUCAACAUCCACAUCAACGGAAAAACCGACCAAAUCAACGUCAACAACUACGGAAAAACCGAUCAAACCAACGUCAACGGAAAAACCGACCAAAUCAACAAAUGCAACAACGGAAAAACCGACCGAGCCAACGUCAACAACUACGGAAAAACCAAAACCAAUUCUCAAUGAAUGUCCAGAAUAUAACGAAAUUGGUCAGUGUAAUUGUUAUCCUGAAUCAAAGACAAUAAUUUGCACAGAUUUCAAUCAAACAUUCAUUACGAAUUCAUAUAAUUUUUCAACAUUUAUAAUUCAGGACAACAAAGAGGUAGAACUAAAAUGGCCUGAUAAUGUAUAUAUUCGUGUGAAAAACCUUAUCAUACAUAGAUGUAACUUCAAAAAAAUCGAUCCUCAAAUAUUAAAUAUUAAUGGAUUAAAAACUUUGACUAUAAACGAUAUACCUCAACUAUAUUUGAAUAUCAGUAUGAUAAAUACAGAAUUAUCUAAGUUAAUAAUCAUCAACAUUUCUCGCAUCGAACAAAUAAAUGCAUUGGAGAAACUAAAUAGUCUUCAAGAAUUGAUGAUCAAAAGCGUGACCGGUUUUCAGGCAAUCAGUCAGUCUGAAUCACUAUCAUUUCCUUUGAUACGAUAUGUGACCAUUAUCGAUACUGAUGUGAAGGAAAAUUUCAAGCUAAAAGUAGGAAAAGAUUGUCAAGAAAUAAUUAUCGAAAAAAAUAAUCAAUUAAAAUGGUUAGAUAUAACGGAUUUAAAAACAAAAAAUAAUAUGACCAUAACUAUCAAAUUAUCAGAUAAUCGAAAUUUGAAUCCAAAAUUUCUUCUUGAUUUUAGUAAUAUUUUCAAUCAAUCUCGACUAGCUGAUCAGAAUUUAACAAUGACAAUACGUAUGAAUCAUGUACCUGUUUAUUGUGACGAUUGUCGAUUAUACAAAUUAACGGCUACCAAUUCAAGAUUACGAUUGUUAGAUGUAUUUUGUAAAAAUGAAAACGAAUAUCUUAAAUAUCUUAAAUUUAAAUGUGAAAGAUAAUAAUUUCAUUUAAUUCGAAUGGUAAUCUAUCAAUUUAUUUUUGGGAUGUUUUUUUCAAAAUUUCUGCCUACAGCAUUGAAAUGAAUUAUCAC
Dermatophagoides pteronyssinus (European house dust mite) is the source of this 1626-nucleotide messenger RNA. RefSeq lists its product as uncharacterized. NCBI's taxonomy places the organism in Eukaryota, Metazoa, Arthropoda, Arachnida, Sarcoptiformes, Pyroglyphidae. The record is from RefSeq and is a predicted model, not a curated record.